Harmonia axyridis is the source of this 1510-nucleotide messenger RNA. Its product is annotated as growth hormone-inducible transmembrane protein-like. The transcript is spliced from 7 exons. The coding region runs from base 198 to 1226 and encodes 342 amino acids. Lineage: Eukaryota; Metazoa; Arthropoda; Insecta; Coleoptera; Coccinellidae. The record is from RefSeq and is a predicted model, not a curated record. Gene Ontology annotation, cellular component: mitochondrial inner membrane.
AAUCAGCCUUAGAUUCUGUCCUUGUUAUGUCAAAAUUGUCACUUUGUUUUUAUUCAAAUCAAAUUAAAUACGAAAUAAGGUAUCAAGUCUCUUGGUUGGAUACUAUUUACCGCAUUUUACCGUCGUACAUUCGAGUCAUUAAAAUUGAUAAGUUGUCAUCGUCAAAAAUUUUCUAACUCAACUCAUUACAUCCCAUAAUGGCUUCGAUGAUGAUCACCAGAAUGUGCAGGGGCCCUACAUUUCAAACUCUGGGUUCCCUUCAGAAAUUAAAUUACGUAAGAACUGCACCCAAAAAUCAAACCUUCGUCAGAUUGUAUGUUUCUGAAGGACGAGAUGCUGCAGCUAGGGCUGCACGUAAACAAACAACUUUAAAAGAGAGAGUCAUGCAACCUACAACAGGAAAACCAUUUGCAAUUGGAGCUGGAGCUCUGGCCGGAGCCUCAGCAUUGGGCAUUGGAGCGUUGUGUUACUAUGGAUUAGGCCUUUCUAGUGAAGUGAGCAUUAUUGACAAUGCUACCGUUUGGCCACAAUACGUUAGAGAUCGAGUUAAAGCAACUUACAUGUAUUUUGGAGGAUCUGUUUGUAUAACUGCUGCAAGUGCCUUGGCUGCAUUUAGAUCUCCAACUAUUAUGAGAUUUGUAACACGAGGAGGUAUUAUGGGUCUGGUGAUGUCCAUGGGGGCAAUGAUUGGAACAGGUAUUUUAUGUCAAAGUAUUCCAUAUAGUAGUGGAUUUGGGGUUAAACAGCUGGCUUGGGUACUACAUACAGCUACUAUGGGUGCUGUUUUAGCUCCUUUAUGUUUUAUGGGUGGUCCUCUUCUGGUUAGAGCUGCUUGGUUAACUGCAGGAGUUGUAGGUGGACUGAGUGCUAUUGCAGUCUGUGCACCGAGUGAUAAGUUUCUUUAUAUGGGAGGACCUUUGGCAAUGGGUCUAGGAGUUGUUUUGGUGUCUUCAAUUGGAUCUAUGUUCUUUUCUCCAGUGAGUGCAUUAGGAGCUGGUUUAUAUUCUGUUUCAAUGUAUGGUGGACUUAUUCUUUUCUCUGGAUUUUUACUAUAUGACACUCAAAGAAUUGUUGCCCAGGCUGAACGAUAUUCUACUACCCCUGAAAUGUAUGGAGCAAAACCUUAUGAUCCUAUCAAUGCGUGUCUUUCUAUCUACAUGGAUACCUUGAACAUCUUUAUAAGAAUAGCUAUGAUUUUAUCUGGAAGUAGUCAGAGAAGAAAGUAAUUUUGUAAAGAAACCUUUGUUUUUGUAAUAUAUGAAAAUGAUUUAUUUUUGUUUUAUUGUUCUGAAAUAUUAGAUCUAUUAACACAGUUUCUCUAAUGUAGUUGUUGAUAGAUUUGAAAAUUAAUAUUUUUGAUAUUGUGAUAGAUUUUAAGAUGCAAGAGGUUCGAAAUGAGAGUUGGGGAAGUGAAUUAGAAUAAGAAGACUAUUUAUUUCAUAAUUUAUUCAAGCUCUGUUUAAUCUAAGUGAUGAAAUUUUCAUUAUAAUAAAUAACAUUUUACAGUAGA